UUCGGCACGGACCCCAUCCCAGUGUUGCCCCUCCGUGUUGCUUUCUUGCUUCGAUUUACUCGAGUCGUUAGUGCCCCACGCCUCCGGCUGGGGAUCGCUUGCUUGCUUGGUGGCCAGCUGCGCUGGAGUCGAAAUGGAGACUGCAAUUGGCCAGCCGCCAGUCCCCUCUGCUAACUAAUCAUGCGCCUCCGCUUAAAUCGCCUCAGUCUAUGUGUGUGUCUAUGCUGCUUAUUAUUUAUCUCUUUUUCGGCCACCUGGCGACUUUUGGCUGCUGCGAUGGCAGUCAAUUAAACUUUUCUAUUAGCAAUUUUUGGCCAGCUUGAAAGGUCGUUAUUUAUAGGAAAUAGAGAAACUAUCGGGCAGAAACCUGUUCCCCGGCCUGAUGCAAAUCUGCAAAACCAAACACUUUUUAUUUAAACCCGUGGGGUAACUCGAUAGUGGGAUAUAGUAUUUUCGGAGGUAAUAUUCAGUCUGAAUGAAAAACGACCUUAGGUUCCGAGAAAUAAAAUGACUAGCAUUUUUCCAUCUGCACUACAAAUAUUUACCCUUAACUUUAGAAAGGUUUUACUUUUAUUGGAAGAAGUAACCAUCUGAUACUCGCAUACUAAGCUUUGUGAACAUAUUUGCUGAUUUACAAAGGUAUCUAAAAGCUCAAUAGUAUAAUCUUAGAAAAGUAUGAAUUGCGUAAAAUGUUGUCUUUUUAAGCAAAAUUUAUUGGGUAAGCAUUUUAUUUUCUGAAAUGUAGUUUGUUUUGUUGAGUGCAUAAGUAGUAAAUGUAGCUAAACUUUGAAGUCCCGAUUAAACUACUCAGUUAGGGGUAGGUUUUCAAAUGGGUAUUUCCGCUGACAGUUCCCGCCAAACUUAUGUAAUGAUAUGAUAGCUAGUGGAAUGGGGAGGAGCAGAUAGAUAAUUCGCCUGAUGCUGGGCGGGAUCAAGGUAGCUUUGACCCACUUAGCUUUGCACAUAGCCAGUAAACACAGUAAAUAUGGGGGCUUGCUAACUAGCGAGCAAAGUUCCGCAGAGUUCGCGGAUUUUAGCAGAUCUAAGGAGAUUUUAGCAGAUGUGUCGCCGUCGGCGUACGAACCCGUUCCGGGAUGGGUGGACAACCUGAACGGACCCACUGGCCUGAUGGUCGGCGCCGGCAAGGGCGUCAUUCGCUCCAUGCUGAUCGACACGCGCCACCUGUCCGAGGUGAUCCCGGUGGACUACGCCAUCAAUGGACUGUGCGUGAUCCCCUACCAGUUCGCCAAGAUGACGGAGCGGCCGGCGGAGGUGCCGGUGUACAACAUCACGUGCGCUGACCACCGCAAGAUGCAGUGGGGCGAGGUGAUCGAAAUGAGCAAGGAGAUCGGGUACCGCUACCCGAUGGAGGCAGGCCUCUGGUAUCCGGACGGAUGCAUCACCACCAAUAAGCUGCACCACAACAUCAACGUGUUGCUCUUCCACUGGCUGCCCGCCUACUUCAUCGACUUCAUCCUGCUGCUGCUGGGCCAGAAGCGAUUCAUGAUCCGCGUCCAGAACCGCAUCUCGGUGGGCCUCGAGGUGCUGCAGUUCUUCACGAUGCGCGCCUGGUUCUUUAAGUCGGACGCCUACUCCUCGCUCUGGGACAUGCUGAACGAGGCGGACAGGAAAAACUUUAAUAUGGACAUGGAUCCCGAGGAGACCGUCCCCAUGUACAUUGAGUCGUGUGUCCAGGGAGGGCGGCAGUACCUGAUGAAGGAGUCGCCCGACAGCCUGCCGCGUGCCCGGCUCCAGCUGAAGCUAAUGUACAUCUUGGACCGCGUGUGCAAGACGAUCAUCGUCGGAUCGCUGUGCUACUGGACCUACGGUUUGGUGGCACGUCUCCUGGGUGUCUGAGGUGACCCAGGGACCCGGUGGCCUGGUGAUCUGCUGAUCUGGCGACCCGGACCACUUCCAAUUCAUUUGCGCGCACUUCAAUCAAUCUCCGCUUAGGUUUGCUUUGGGGCACAACUCCGGGGCUCUCGACGAGAGGCCUCGGACCUGGUUUUCAUUUCUACUUUAAGUGAUUAUCUAUGUUUCAUGUGAAAAUAAAAUUCAGUGUACUGAGCUUA
Molecule: messenger RNA, 2072 nt
Organism: Drosophila biarmipes
Lineage: Eukaryota; Metazoa; Arthropoda; Insecta; Diptera; Drosophilidae
Product: putative fatty acyl-CoA reductase CG5065
Exons: 5
Coding region: 919-1857 (312 amino acids)
Biological process (GO): long-chain fatty-acyl-CoA metabolic process
Cellular component (GO): peroxisome
Molecular function (GO): alcohol-forming very long-chain fatty acyl-CoA reductase (NADP+) activity
Source: RefSeq, a predicted model, not a curated record